AGGUUCGAACGGACGCAUGUUUUUUAUAUGAAACAGGGAUGUGCUUUACAAAGCUUUUUCUGUAAAUAUAAGACCAAUUGAAACUAGGUGCAACUAUGAGUUUAGACGACAUUCUGAGGGACAUAGGGGAGUUCGGUCCAUUGCAAAAGAGGAUAUAUUUUCUUUUGUGUUUGCCUGGAUUUAUAUUGUCACAACUUCUUGUUGUUCAGGUCUUUCUGCUUGCUACACCAGAACACAGAUGCAUUAUCCCAGGCAAUGACAAUGACACAUUUGCCAACCAGAGUGAAUGGCAUCGGAACCUGAUUGACAGAUGGAUCCCAGCCAGCUCAGACGACAAACAUCCUUACGACCGUUGUAACAUUUAUGAGGACGGGAAUCACGACGGUAACGGUACCACGGUGAAAUGCACAGAAUGGGUAUAUGAUGAAUCGGUAUAUUUGAACACGUUUACAAAACAGCUAAACCUGGUUUGUGGAGAGGCUAUCAAAGUUCCGAAUGUACAGAUGAUAUUUUUCUUCGGAGUGCUCUCGGGGUCAUUUGCCUACGGACAGCUAUCGGACAUAAUAGGAAGACGCAAGGCGUUUUAUCUUGCAUUGGUAGUACAACUGGGAACAUCACUUGGUUUGCUGGGGAUGACGGAGUACAUAGGCUUUGCUGUCCUCAUGUUUUUCCUAGGCGGCGCUUGCCUCGGUGUAUAUAUGACUGGUUUCGUUAUAGGAAUGGAGUUAGUAGGCCCGAACAAACGGCUGUGGACGGGUGCAAUCUCCCCCUUCUUUCUUACCAUUGGUCAACUAUACCUCGUGCUCGUUGUUUACCUACUGAGAGAUUGGAAGUGGUUCAUGCUUGCUGUUUGUCUUCCUGGCUGCUUCUUUCUGUCUUACUACUGGCUAGUUCCAGAGUCUAUCAGAUGGCUAUUGAGUAAAGGAAAGAAAGGGGAAGCAAUAGAAAUACUACAAAAGGUAGCCAAAAGCAACAAAACAGUACUCAAUGAAAAGAUGGUAGACGAUUUGCCCCCGAUUCCAAAGGAGGCUAGGGUGUGGAAACUGUUUUCAAACAGAACACUUGGGAUUUGGUCUGUGAUACUGUUUUUCAACUGGUUUGUCUGCAGUAUGUCAUAUUAUGGAGUAGUUUUAAAUACCGCAAACCUCGGAGGCGAUAUCUACCUAAACUUUGCACUACUAGCUCUUGCUGAAUUUCCUGGCAAGGCUUUGAUAUUGACUGCAGAUCGAAUUGGGAGAAAAAGACUCUUCAUGGCAUUUAUGUUUAUCGGCGGACUUGCAAAUAUCGCCACCAUUGGCCCUAUCGUGAAUGGAAGUGACGAUCUCCAUUACGUUCUUAUUGCACUCGCAAUAGUCGGAAAACUUUGCAUAACUGGGGCCUUUGACACGGUUUAUAUUCUAUCAGCGGAGAUUUUUCCUACCGUGGUUAGAAACGCUGGAAUGGGAACAAGUUCGGCUAUCGCUAGGGUUGGCAGCAUGAUAGCUCCUUAUAUAGCAAAGUCAGCUGACCUUGUAAAGGGUGAUCUUGGAAAGACUAUUCCUUUGACCUUGUUUGGCGUGGCCAUGUUCGCUUCCGGACUACUUACACUUAUUCUUCCGGAAACAAAUGGGCAGAAAAUGCCAGAAUCAAUCGAAGACAUACACAACCUUAAACAUAAGAGACCAAAGGAAAAUGCAACAGAAAUUGAAUUUAAUAAAAAUGAUUCCAAAUUAUCAAACGAGUCAAAUGGCAUACAUCAGGGUGAAACAAAUGGAGGGUAUACAGAGCAUGUAGACGGCUAUCGACUAUAAUCCUAUCGUUUAUAAUAAUCGUGUAUAAGUAUUAUGUUGUACAAAUAUGCAUGUGUUUUUAUUAUUAUAUGUUUGUUAUCUUGUGUUCAUCUAAACGUGUUUGGUCGAUUUGGAAGUGCGCUUACUUAUCAUUUACUCUUAAUUUUUAUGAUUCUGGAAUGCAAGGGUAUCACGCACGCCCGUUACCAACCUUUAUAUAACAGUGUCCUUUAUAAUGAAAUAAUCCUUACCAGAAAUAGCUGUUGGUAUAUAAACCGUCGUUUUGCUCACAAGAAUACAAAUGCGAUUUUAAUGAGUAUGAG
Molecule: messenger RNA, 2092 nt
Organism: Mya arenaria
Lineage: Eukaryota; Metazoa; Mollusca; Bivalvia; Myida; Myidae
Product: organic cation transporter protein-like
Exons: 10
Coding region: 96-1790 (564 amino acids)
Biological process (GO): transmembrane transport
Cellular component (GO): membrane
Molecular function (GO): transmembrane transporter activity
Source: RefSeq, a predicted model, not a curated record